Messenger RNA from Alternaria ventricosa, 1380 nucleotides. RefSeq lists its product as uncharacterized. The transcript has a single exon. Lineage: Eukaryota; Fungi; Ascomycota; Dothideomycetes; Pleosporales; Pleosporaceae. The coding region runs from base 1 to 1380 and encodes 459 amino acids. The record is from RefSeq and is a predicted model, not a curated record.
AUGCCUAGCAUACGGAAAACGCUCGUUGCCGCGCUCAUGGCCUUUCCUGCGGCUAUGGGCCACAGCUGGGGCGAGCAACUUCGGAACAUCGACGACAAAGGCAACUACGUCGGCCAAUAUGGAUAUCCGCGGGGCUUUAUCGACAGACCCGAUGGUACAGACGACCCCAUGUCCUACCAAAUUCCUCAAGGCAGGGCGUAUAUCAACAAGGACGACCUGCUCUGCCCGGACGACCAACGUGAGCAGAAGCAGUCCGCCGACAAAUGGCCUCGUCUCAAAGCUCCGCCAGGUGGCUAUGUCGCUAUACGAUACCAAGAGAAUGGACAUGUUACAAGGCCGGAGAACAACCCCGAGAAGCCUGACAAGGGCGGCACAAUCUUCGUCUACGGUACCAAGGAACCAAAAGGUGAUGAGAAGCUUGUCGACGUGCUCCAGUGGACCAAAGAUGGUCAGGGUGGUGACAAGCGUGGAGUCCUGUUAGCUAUGACUGACUACGACGACGGACGCUGCUAUCUGAACAACAAGACGCCAGUCGCCUCAGAACGUGAAAAGUUCUCCCCUGCCUAUGCGAUGGGCACACCCCAGAGCGGACCUUCGAACACAGUCAUGUACUGCGAGACAGAUGUCAAGCUUCCAGACACGAUGGAACUCAGCAAAACCUAUACCUUGUACUGGGUUUGGCAAUGGGCUUCGAUUCCUGGCAAGGCUGGAAAGCAGCCUAAUGGUCUGGACGAGUACUAUACUACAUGCAUGGACAUCGACGCCGCCUCCCCUGAUGUUGCCAUGGCAGCUGAAGCUCCUGAAGCGAUGGCAAAGUUCCAGAUGCAGCAACAGGACGCUGGAACUGCCGCCCACCCUGACUGGAAAUCAAGAACUGCUCUUUUCACCGACUCACCAUUCAAGCGCGAAUACGGCCCUGUCACAUCUGAGAUCCCACUUCCAGGCGGGGGUUCUGGCUCUGGCGGAGCUCCUUUCCCCACCAACAGCACUCCGCCCGCGGGUCCUACAGCUCCAGUCACCACUAGCGCUAUUCCCGCUCCAAGUGCUGCACCUCCAGCCGCCAGCAACUCUCCUUCAAUUUCCGCCGUCGUUCCUUCUGCGACCGCCCAACUGCCAUCUCCCAGCAACUCCGCGGCCUCCAGCGCUACUAUAGAGAUCCCGACACUUUCAGGUCGACCCGGUGCCGCACCAACACCACCAGCCGGCAACAACGGCGUUGUCACAGUCACCGACACUGUCAUGGUCACUGUCACAGCUCCUGCUCCAACAGCGCCUGUUGCUACUCCGCCCGCUCCCCCGGCAGUCGCUCCCCCAGCUAUCACCCCUCGCGCAGUGCACAGUAUCUACCACAGGAAUGGUGCCAAGUUCAGAGGUCUAUAG